This is a messenger RNA of Racocetra fulgida, 191 nucleotides long. The record is from the annotation of a GenBank genome assembly. Lineage: Eukaryota; Fungi; Glomeromycota; Glomeromycetes; Diversisporales; Gigasporaceae.
ACUAUAGCUAAGUUGCAUAAAGAAUUGGAAAAUCUUAAUAUUCUUGUUGAUAAAAACAUAUCCCGAAGUGAAUUAAUAAAAAUUUUGAAAACAAAUCUAUGUCUAGAAACUUUAGACAAUUUAGAAAAUAAUAAUAUUAGCACCAUAGAGAAUACAAUAGCCGAAAAUACUGAUUUGAUGGAUGUUGAUAA